Molecule: messenger RNA, 907 nt
Organism: Glycine soja
Lineage: Eukaryota; Viridiplantae; Streptophyta; Magnoliopsida; Fabales; Fabaceae
Product: nudix hydrolase 15, mitochondrial-like
Exons: 4
Coding region: 31-702 (223 amino acids)
Biological process (GO): coenzyme A catabolic process
Molecular function (GO): coenzyme A diphosphatase activity; acetyl-CoA hydrolase activity
Source: RefSeq, a predicted model, not a curated record
GUGAGAAACGUGAAGUGGUGCAACAAGGGAAUGGGUUCGAACAGUACGGAGACAGGAGGUAUUCAUAAUUCGCCCUCUUCCUCUAAUGAUCUCAUCACCAAAUCAAAACUCACCGUUUUGAAGAAGAAUAAGAGAGCAGCAGUUCUGAUCUGCGUCUUCGAAGGCGGCGAUGGGAAUCUGCGAGUAUUUCUCACCCAGCGGGCUUCCUCUCUCUCAACCCACUCCGGUGAGGUUUCUUUGCCAGGUGGCAAGAGAGAAGAAGGUGAUGCUGACGAUGUGCAAACUGCGCUGAGAGAGGCUAAGGAGGAAAUUGGCUUGGACCCUUCUCUUGUUUCUGUACUCACUCUUCUCCCACCCUUUCAUACUAAGUAUGGUGUUACAAUAAUACCCGUGGUAGGAGUACUGUCCGACAAAGAUGCAUUUUCUCCAAUUUUAAAUUCAACUGAAGUUGAAGCAAUAUUUGAUGUUCCAUUGGAGAUGUUCCUCAAGAACGAUAACAGAAGAGCCGAGGAAAGAGAAUGGAUGGGGGAGAAACAUCUUGUACAUUAUUUUGAUUAUGAGGAUGGGAAUAACAAGUAUGUGAUAUGGGCUAUAACUGCUGCAAUCUUGAUUAGGGCGGCUACUCUUUUACUUCAGCGACCACCUGCUUUUCUAGAGCAGAGACCUAAAAUAUGGGGAGGAAUGACUGAAAAUGGCAUAUGAUAAUACUAGGAGGAGUUCCAAAUAAUGAUUUUGUCUUUUAAGUUUGUAUAAUAAUUUAACACUUGAAGCUGCAUUUUUUAGAAAUGAAGCAUAUAUUUGCUUCUGCGUUAGAUUCAAUGGGAUCUACAUUAGAAGGAAUGAAGAUUAACAAUCUCACAUUUAGUGUGUUUGGAAACUUAUUAAUAAGAUUCAUAUGUUAAGAAAA